Messenger RNA from Prunus armeniaca (apricot), 1728 nucleotides. NCBI's taxonomy places the organism in Eukaryota, Viridiplantae, Streptophyta, Magnoliopsida, Rosales, Rosaceae. The record is from the annotation of a GenBank genome assembly.
AUGUCUGCAGAGGCAAAACUAAGGUAUAAGCUCAAUAAGAAAAUCAAAAUACCUGUUGGAAAUUCUAAGUUUUCCAAUAAUGGAAGAAAGAAGGCUGACAGUACUACUCUCUAUGACAGUGAGAAGGGUAAGAAGGGGAACCUUAAACCACUUGUAACUGGUAAAAAGUUUCAUGCUACUGAAGAAGGGAGUCGGGGAGUUCUUGAUAAAAGGGAAAAGUUUAAUUCUGUGAAUUCUGAUAGGAGAAGGAAGAGAAUCUAUGGUGACCAGGAUGCAGCUGGGGAGACCAUGCGUUUUAGUAAUUCAGAGGCACCUUAUAGGAAGGCUUUAUCUAGGAAAGGACAGAACCAAGUAAAGGAUAGUUCUUUUGACAAUGAAAACAAUGUCAGUAGAUCUAAGUUGCGUCCUCGGCCUACGUGGGGUUCUAAUGGAUUGCAGAGAACUGCUUUUGGAACUAAACGUUUUUCUCCUACAAGUCCAAAAGUUUCCAACAAAACCAAAAUUAAGGAUGAUUUUGUAAAUGAAAAGAACAACAGUAGAUCUCCCUUGCAUCCUCGGUCUAUCUGGGGUUCUAAUGGAUUAGAGAAUGCUGCUUCUGAAACUAAACGUUUUUCUUCCAAGGAUAGACGUGCAAAACAGGUUGAUAAUCAGGCUAGUGCACUGAAGAAACAUAACAAAUUCAAGCCUGACUUGAGCAAUCGUUUGGAUCCAAGUUGUGAAAGUUCCCCGCAUAUUUCUUUUUCAAAUUCUGCCAAGAGGAAACUGCGGGACAAGAAAAUCUUGGAUGAAGAAUCACAGGUGAUAGAUGGUCAGCCAAAGAAGAGGAAGCGAAUUCGAUUAGAUCCACAUGAUAUCUCAAAUAAACGAUUUGAUGAUACCAUUGUUAUUAACGAAAGCACAAAGGAGAAGGAAAAAGAUGAGGUGGAAAAGGCUGAAAUCUCAAAAAAUGCACAAUUUCGUGCAAUACAACCAAGCCCCUCAAUCCUCAAAUAUGUGGAAGAUAAUUUGUUGGGUCGUAGACGCAUGAUAGAGCUGAGGAGGGCAGGAUACAACACUGAGCUUUCUGCCCCAUUGGAUAAUAUUCCUUCCUCUACCAGCUCAGAAAGAGAGAGUAUUGAGGAAAAUAUAUUUAAGAAUAAAUUGACAUUUUUUGCCGCUGCAAAAGUUUCAUCAUCAUUUCCACCUCCUGACCUUCCAGAGAUUGCAUUUGCAGGAAGGUCAAAUGUUGGGAAAUCAUCACUACUUAAUGCACUUACCAGACAAUGGGGUGUUGUACGAACAUCAGACAAGCCUGGUCUCACUCAGACUAUUAAUUUCUUCAAUCUAGGAUCAAAGCUCUCCUUGGUUGAUUUGCCUGGAUAUGGUUUUGCUUAUGCUAAAGAAGAAGUUAAGGAUGCUUGGGUGGAGCUUGUAAAGGAGUAUGUUUCCACAAGAGUUGGUCUAAAACGAGUGUGUUUACUUAUUGAUACAAAAUGGGGAAUGAAGCCAAGGGAUCAUGAACUCAUUGACUUGAUGGAAAGAGCUCAGACUAAAUAUCAGAUUUUAUUAACGAAGACAGAUACGGUUUUCCCGAUUGAUGUGGCACGUCGUGCAAUGCAAAUAGAAGAGAGCCUGAAAGCAAAUAAGUCGUUGGUCCAACCUGCGGUGAUGGUGAGCUCGAAAUCUGGAGCUGGCAUACGAAGUUUAAGAACAGUGCUAGCGAAGAUUGCUCGAGUGGCCAAAGUCUAA